Penicillium argentinense is the source of this 2097-nucleotide messenger RNA. It is a transcript of the gene faa4, whose product is annotated as long-chain fatty acid-CoA ligase FAA1. Gene Ontology annotation, molecular function: long-chain fatty acid-CoA ligase activity. Gene Ontology annotation, biological process: long-chain fatty acid metabolic process; long-chain fatty-acyl-CoA metabolic process. NCBI's taxonomy places the organism in Eukaryota, Fungi, Ascomycota, Eurotiomycetes, Eurotiales, Aspergillaceae. Gene Ontology annotation, cellular component: plasma membrane; endoplasmic reticulum; lipid droplet. The coding region runs from base 1 to 2097 and encodes 698 amino acids. The transcript has 3 exons. The record is from RefSeq and is a predicted model, not a curated record.
AUGUCGAAGAGCGACCUCCACAUCCAGCCUCGCAUGGUCAAGAAGGGCCCCUUCUCCGUCGAGGCCCCGGGCUACGAGCCCGUCGCCGGAGAGACCAUUCCUCGCCGACACCCGGCGGCGAAGGACGGCCUCAUUCUACGCCCUGCAGAGGACGUUGCGACCACCUAUGACAACUUCCGCCGCUCCGCUCGGGUGUUCGGCAACAAUAAGGCAGUCGCCAGCCGCAAGUUGAUCAAGACCCAUGUCGAGAACAAGAAGGUCAAGAAGGUGAUUGACGGCGUGGAGCAGGAGGUCGACAAGCAGUGGUUCUACUUUGAGAAGAGCGGCUACACCUACAGGUCCUUCCUCGAAUAUGAGCAGCUCUGUCUCCAGCUCGGCGCGGGUCUGCGCAAGCUGGGUCUUGAGAAGGAUGGCCGAAUCCACCUCUACGGCGCGACGAGUGCACACUGGCUGGCCAUGUCACACGGCGCUGCCUCCCAAUCCAUCACCAUCGUCACUGCCUAUGAUACCCUGGGCGAGGAUGGCCUGAAGCACUCUCUGGUCCAAACCUCCAGCUCUGCCAUCUUCCUCGACCCCGGCCUGAUCAAGUCCCUGACCAACAUCCUGAAGGAUGUUCCGUCCAUCAAGCACAUUAUCUACAACACCGAUGACGACGUCAAGCAGGAUGACCUGGACCGUCUGAAGAACGACUUCAGCCACAUCACAGUGCUCAGCAUUGAGGAGCUGCGCAAGCAGGGCGAGGAGAACCCCGUCGACCCCGUGCCCCCAAAGCCCGAGGACCUUUGCUGCAUCAUGUACACUUCCGGCUCGACCGGCCCGCCCAAGGGUGUUUCUUUGACCCAGGCCAAUGUCAUUGCUGCGACUGCUGGUGUCAACGAGAUUGUCGGCCCCUAUAUCAGUACCAACGACUCCCUCCUUACCUACCUCCCUCAAGCACACAUUCUGGAAUUCAUGUUUGAGAACCUCUGCCUGUUCUGGGGUGGAUGCAUGGGUUAUGGCAAUCCCCGAACCCUGUCCGAUGCCUCAAUGCGUAACUCCAAGGGUGAUAUCCGCGAGUUCAAGCCCACUAUCCUUGUCGGUGUUCCUGCUGUGUGGGAGACCGUCAAGAAGGGUGUUCUGAACAACUUGAACAAGAACAGCUUCAUUAUCAAGGGAAUGUUCUGGGGUGCCAUGGCUGCCAAGAACUUCCUCCUGACCAACGGCUUCCCCCUCGCUGGUCUGGGUAGUUCGAUCCUGGACGCGGUUGUCUUCAAGAAGCUGAAGGAGGCCACCGGUGGUCACCUGCGCAUCAUGAUGAACGGUGGUGGUCCUAUCUCGAAGGACACCCAGCGAUUCCUGUCGAUGGCCAUCGCUCCCAUGAUCAGCGGCUACGGUCUCACUGAGACCUCGGCGAUGGGUGCUCUGAACGAUCCCAUGGCCUGGAACCCCAAUGCUCUGGGUGAGGUCCCCGCCUCGGUCGAGAUUAAGCUUGUGGACUUCCCCGAUGCUGGAUACCUGUCCAAGAACAACCCCCCGCAGGGUGAGAUUUUCAUCCGCGGUGGAAGUGUGACUUCAGGCUACUUCGACAAUGAGGAGGAGACCAAGGCUUCGCUGACCGAGGACGGUUGGUUCAUGACUGGUGAUAUCGGCGAGUUCGACCCCAACGGCCACCUGAAGAUCAUCGACCGCAAGAAGAACCUGGUCAAGACUCUUAACGGCGAGUACAUUGCCCUUGAGAAGCUCGAGUCCGUCUACCGGUCCUGCCCCGUUGUCCAAAACAUCUGCGUCUACGCCGCCGAGGACCAGGACAAGCCCGUUGCCAUCAUUGUGCCCGUUGAGGCGGCCCUGAAGAAGGUUGCCAACGAGAACGGCAUCGAUGGCGACACUCUCGAGUCGCUUGUGCACAACGAGAAGCUCCAGCGUCUGGUCCUUCAGCAGCUGCAGGGCUCCGGCCGCGCCGGCGGCCUGAAGGGCAUUGAGAUUAUCAACGGUGUUGUGCUGUCCGACGAGGAAUGGACUCCUCAAAACGGCUUCAUGACUGCGGCUCAGAAGCUCCAGCGGAAGAAGAUUGUCGCCAAGUACCAAGCUCAGGUCGACAAGGCUUACGGCAAGAAAUAA